This is a messenger RNA of Penicillium canariense, 2319 nucleotides long. Its product is annotated as ferric reductase family protein. The transcript is spliced from 7 exons. The coding region runs from base 1 to 2319 and encodes 772 amino acids. Gene Ontology annotation, cellular component: plasma membrane. Gene Ontology annotation, biological process: copper ion import; iron ion transport; intracellular iron ion homeostasis. Lineage: Eukaryota; Fungi; Ascomycota; Eurotiomycetes; Eurotiales; Aspergillaceae. Gene Ontology annotation, molecular function: ferric-chelate reductase activity. The record is from RefSeq and is a predicted model, not a curated record.
AUGAGGGUGUUCUUUCCUUCCAUGUUGGCAAUUGCCAUCUGGGGUACUACGGUUUGGUCCGCGGACAUGCCAAAGAAUCAACAAUGCCUGUUCUCUGUUUACCUUCCUAUAUCUUCUCUGCCUUUCCCAAGCAGCGAAUCCUCUUCUCCCCACAAUGGGUCAUCUUCUAGCUCGAAUGGCAGUUACUCACUGACUCGGGCAAAUCUGGGGGCAGUAUGUCAAGGCACACUAGCACUCACUUCAGUCUACGCUGGUGGACUCGUCUACUGCAGCUCGUCAGAGGUCGAGGCUGGCUUUGAGUACAUUCGUCAAAUUUGCGCAAAAAGCGACUAUAAGCUGCCAGAUCUCACCACAAUUGCUAAGAAGCUUACGGACAAUUACAUCUCUAGCUUGAAAGUAAUUAAUAGCGGCGAUAUAUCCGCGAACGAUACGCUAACGGUGCCUGUCCUUAUCUCAUCCUCGUACUUUAGGCUUUCUUACAGGAGUGUUGACGCUUGGUACGGCGGCAAAUCCCGAAGCCUAACAUAUUGCCUUGGGGUGUAUGGCUUCUGGGCCGGCAUAUUGGGUAUCGGAAUGCUCUAUAACCUCCUGAAUAGCCGUAGCAUCUACAAGAUGACUCAAACUCGAAGCGACAUCGAGCAAUGGGGUACACCAUCCAAAUUAGGGCCAACCUUAAAAUUUGCCGCAAUACAUCACUGGGUACAGACCAACUUCAUCGUGCCUUCCGCCAUAGGCAGCUACCGUCGGCGCUUGCUUUUUGGGUGCACUAUUCCAACCAGGAUGGAGUCCUUGGCUGUCGGGUCUUUUUGGGCUCUUGUCGUUGCUCUCAAUGUUGUGGGUAUGGAUGUGUUCUCCGAAUCGCUUAUGCAGAGUAACGUUAGCUGGCAGGCCUGGCAAUACGUCUCUGACCGAACCGGUAUCCUUUCAUAUGCUACAUUGCCUGUCCUCUGGAUGUUUGCCGGACGGAACAAUAUAUUCCUAUGGGCAACAGGUUGGAACUUCCAGACUUUCAACAUUUUUCAUCGUCAUGUUGCAAGAAUCGGCACACUUCUGGCUAUUGUCCACUCCGUUGCUUACACAGUUGUAUAUGCCUAUUACGUCGGGACCUAUAGGAAUUCAUUAAAGGAAGCUUGGUUCGUCCUUGGUUUCCCGGCAACCGUCGCAAUGAGUGCCCUCUGCCUCCUUACCUCUUGGUCCUGGCUCAGGAGAAGAUUCUACGAGGUCUUCCUGCAGAUGCACAUCCUCUUAUCGGUCGUCGUUGUCGCCGGGGUUUUCGUGCACACAUCCAAAUUUUACGGCACAUACGACCCCCCCCCUCUGGGCACUCGUCGCAAUCUGGUGCUUCGACCGCUUUCUCCGCCUGCUUCGACUCCUGUGGCCACAUAUCACGAGGACUUCGAUAUCAUCAGGCUUGAAGUCCGGCCUGUAUCACCUCUUGUUAACCUAGCUCCAGGACAGUUCUUCUUCUUGUACCAGCCGUUUUCAUGGCGAGGCUACGAAAACCACCCUUUCAGCCUUGCCGCUUGGAAGUACGAAUCUUCCAUUGCUCCACGCAAAGGGCCAGCUGAGUUAGUACCGAGCAAGGGCACUGGAGAAAAAGAAUUCUCUAUCCAUAUCGCAUCAACAUCAUCGACUCCCUUGGAAUCCCCCUCUUCCAACCCCAGCAACCUCCCCACUCCCACGCAGCCCAGACUCACCCUCACCUUCUUGAUCCGCCCCUGUGACGGCUGGACCCGCCGCGUCCGCGACAGCUGCAAGAAGUCCAACGGCGUCUGCACAUCAACCUUCCUGUUCGAAGGUCCUUACGGCCACUCUGCACCCUUGUAUACCUUCGAUACCGUUAUUAUGGUCGUUGGCGGGACUGGUAUUUCGGGUGCGGUGCCGUAUAUUUUGGAUCACAUCUCCCGCACGCAAAAUGGCAGCAAAGACUUGACGAGAAUAACCAGAAUAAGCCUUGUCUGGGCCUCCAGCCACAGAGCAGUUUUCCAAAAUAUCUGUGGCCGUGAACUUGCGCCGGCGAUGGGGAGAGAGGAUUUCGAAGCGAAAUUCUUCUGCACUUGCCCUCUCUCACCUUAUACCGGCAGCAAGGAAUCUGCUUCACUUGUUGAGUCGACUAGCUCAGCCAUCACGGUGCACACUGGACGUCCGGACGUCGAGUCUUUAAUAGCGGAAGCGGCGAGGGGUGCUUCUGCGAGUGAGAGGGUGUGCGUUUUCGCUUGUGGGCCGGCAAAUAUGGCUGAUGAUGCAAGGGCGGCGGUGCAUAGGGCGAUGAACGCUGGUUCUCGCAUUGAGUAUUUUGAGGAGGCUUAUGGGUGGUGA